This is a messenger RNA of Bactrocera latifrons, 1183 nucleotides long. RefSeq names its product zinc finger protein 830. The coding region runs from base 246 to 1034 and encodes 262 amino acids. The record is from RefSeq and is a predicted model, not a curated record. Lineage: Eukaryota; Metazoa; Arthropoda; Insecta; Diptera; Tephritidae. Gene Ontology annotation, cellular component: nucleus; spliceosomal complex. Gene Ontology annotation, molecular function: nucleic acid binding; zinc ion binding. Gene Ontology annotation, biological process: nuclear DNA replication; mitotic DNA replication checkpoint signaling; mitotic DNA damage checkpoint signaling. The transcript is spliced from 4 exons.
UUUCAUUAGCUUCUGCUGUUUGUCUGUGCCAGAAAUAAUUAAUAAAAUAUUUAUAAAAAACGUUUAAAAUACAUUAAAUCAACAUAUUACCCGAAAAAAUAUGAAAUAUUAGGUGGCUUUUAAAUAUCGGGGCAACAGUGUUUACAUUUAUAUCGUGGGAUUACCAAAUUCUGCUAUAUUAAUAUACAAUUUUGAAGGUUUACAUCGCCUAAAUUUAUAAACAAGAAAUUGUCAAAAUCUAGAAAAUGGGGCGGCAUCAGGAAAAUCGCCUAAGAUUGUCGUCAAGAACGAAAGUAGCCGAAACAGAGCAUAAAGUCGAUUCGAAAUUGGCGAAGACAAAUCCAAAUGGCCAGAUAGAGUGCAUUAUUUGCAAAGUCACUGUGAAAUCGGCCACAUUAUGGAAGGUGCAUGUAAACUCCAAGUUGCACAAGGAACGCAUAACGAUUGCAAAGCAAAUAAAAUCAACUUUUAAAGGCGGCAUACCGGAAGCGACUACGAAGUUGUCCACGGUCACAACACAAACGCCAAAACCAUCCACAAAAGUAGUAGAAACGCCGAAAGGGGCUGUUGCAGUUCAACAAAGUCUUAAAAGCACACAACAAAUUGUAACAAAAGCGGUGCCUACACCUGUCUACACUGAAAAGCCCGCAUCCGCCAAUAACGUAGACACUUUGUUGCCAGAGAAGUUCUUUGACGAUCCCGUGAAGGAUGCGAAAAUUCGUAAUGCAGAAUAUAAGGACCCACAAGCGGAUGAAUGGGAACGUUUUCAGCGUGAAAUUCGUGAAGCAUCCUCUGUAUCUGUCGCAAUUAUUGCUGGUGAGCAAAUGGAAUCGGCAUUUGAUCGUGACUUGGAUGAGAUCAACGACCAAAUGAAGCAUUGGUCUAGGUAUAUGAAUUUGGAGGCGCGCAAGGGUGUGCUUAGCGUAAAUAAAGACCACAAAUCCGAAACUCACAGUUCUGAUGAGAAUGAAAGUGAUGAUGAGACAACAGCAACUUCUGAAUUUUCGGACUGGCGUUCGAAGUCAUUUCUUUAAAACCACUAUGCGAGCGAUUAUCUGAUUAUCGGAUCUGAUAUUUACUGAUACAAAUAUGUAUGUAAAACAAAUAUGUUAUGUUGAUUAACAUCUUUAUGUAUGGAAGUAAAUCAUUUUUAAGAUUCAUUAUUAAACAAAUAUUUUUGAAA